AGAUUAGUAAUACAGAAGCCCAUCCGCUGCGCAGGCCGCAGCCAAAGUGAGCUACCCAGUGUACAUAUAUAUAUAUUUCGGAUUUGGCGCCCUCGUAGACAGACAACUUGGGGUGCUUUGAGAGUACAUAUAGGUAUUUAGGCGUCGGUACACGGGGCCAAUCGCCGUUUUAACAAAAGAGGUAUAUAUCAAAGAGCUACACAGCACAGCGUAGAAGACCGGCGUGUUCUCAAGAAAGAGAAGAUUGUUUGGAUAGAUGUCCUUCGGUACCGCCGGAUCGCGGAUAUACUUCGGAGUGGGUGGUGACGUAACAUGGAAUUCUAGCCUUCAUCUUCACACCACUUUAAAAAUCCUCACAUGUCUUCUUCCUCCUUAAAUACGAAAGAGACGAGAGCAUCAAGGAUCCAUCUCAAUUCCUCCUGUUUCCUACCCUCCCAUAAGUCUUCCACACUCUCCCCCCAACUAUGCCUUCUACAUCAUCCUACCCCCAGUUCCUCACAAACACCCCUCUCCACCCCUCGUUCGACACCGACAUCCGCGACACGCACCUCAUCUACGACUACGCCGCGCAAAAUUCAGAAACAGGCGAACCGGAGAAAUGGCGUUACGAACUAUGGUGUUUCUCCCCCACCCGCUGCGUCUACGCCAUCCACGGCGGGCCAAUGGCGGGCCGCAGCAACUACCAGACGUGCACGUGGCAGUGCAUCCGCCCCGGGGAGCUGUGGCAGUGCAAUUGGCUCGAAGAGACGGGCACUAUUGUCUCCCUUGUCUACGACAUCAAAGAGAGGCGGGUUACUACUAUGAUUGCGUUUUCGAGGGGCCAUUGGGAGAAGAGCGAGGAGGCGAAGGGGGAUAAGAGGAGGAAGGAGGAUUUUGAGAGGUGGAGGAGGCUUGCGGAGAUUGGGACGCAGACAGAGAGGUUUGUGCUGUGUGAGCAGGCGGAGGUGGUGGAGGUUUUUAGAGGAAGGGGGUCGUUGGAGGGUGUGAAGGAGGAUGCUGUGACAUUUUAGGGAGAGGCGGAGAGGGGGGUAUGUGAGCACUUAGAUAUUGCGUGUUUGGGAUGAGCUUGUUGGUUUUAAUACUGCUUUAGAUAUUUGACCUGGGUAUUCAGAUGGUUCUAGCUCCGUUAUUUUCGAGCAUGAUGCAUAAGAGGUUGAGAGAAUCGAAUGAUUGCUCGCGCUACCGCGGAUAUUACACACGCUCAGGACUUGCGACUCGCUU
Molecule: messenger RNA, 1221 nt
Organism: Trematosphaeria pertusa
Lineage: Eukaryota; Fungi; Ascomycota; Dothideomycetes; Pleosporales; Trematosphaeriaceae
Exons: 1
Coding region: 465-1010 (181 amino acids)
Molecular function (GO): carboxy-lyase activity
Source: RefSeq, a predicted model, not a curated record